UUUAUGUCAAAACGGGACUCUUGUACGCAAGAGUCUAUACAUGUACAAGGAGAGUGAAAAAUUCAUUCAACACGGCAUGAAGCAGAGUGGAACGCAUUAAGUGUGGCAAACGAAAAUAAUCCUAGUGUUUUUAGUGCAGUUUUUCACAAUUUUACCAUCACAAAAUGGCAAUCGAUACUCGCUAACUGGUUUGUUGUUCGGAUGUUUCUGCGGAAACCAGGAAUCCGUAGUGACCCCUCCGGGAAAAGUGAAAAGAGGCUAGCGUGUUGUUUUUAGGCGUGUGUGAGGAAGUGAAAAAAACCCACGGCUUACAAGAGGCACCAGACCACCAGUGAGGUGUCUGGAGGAAAGGUGCGACGUAGUGGUUCGGGUGGUGGAGAAAACGUUGGGGUGCUGAAAAGAAAAAUAGAUCAUUGGAAAAUCCCCUCGUCGCCAGGGGUGGCCGUACUUUUGCUACUACUGCGGAUAAAAGGAUAAUUUGGAACGGGAAGUACGGAGCAGGACGUUAUUAUGGCUGAUCAGAACGAGAAAAUUCUGCAUCGGUUACUGCAGAUCGACGGGAAUAACGAGUGCGCAGAUUGUGGGGCAAAGCAUCCCGAAUGGGCCUCGUACAAUAUUGGAAUCUUCCUGUGCACACGAUGCUGCGCCGUCCACCGGAAUAUGGGCGCCCACAUUUCCAAAGUAAAGCACCUGAAGCUGGACAAAUGGGAAGAUAGCCAGCUGGAGCGAAUGAUCGAGGUCGGAAAUAAAGCAUCCAAAAUGAAACAUGAGCAACGGGUCCCUGCCUGCUAUCGACGGCCGAGGGAGAACGAUCCGCAAAUUCUAAUCGAGCAGUGGAUCCGCGCCAAGUACGAGCGACUCGAGUUCUGUAUGAACGAACGACCCAUUUACACCUCCGGACACAUGGAAGGCUUCCUGAUGAAGCGCGGCAAGGAGGACAGUCGCUACCAGCUGCGCAAGUUUGUGCUUUCCGAGGCAGACGACACAUUGCGCUACUACGUCAAAGAGAAACGUGAACCAAAGGCAAUCCUAAGAAUUUCCGAAUUAAAUGUGGUAUAUGCACCGGCCAAACUGGGUAAUCCCAAUUCGCUGCAGUUGACGUUUAUGAAAGAUGGCACAACCCGACACAUUUACGUGUAUCACGAUGAUCCGAAAGAGAUCAACAACUGGUACAUGGCGAUACGGUGCGCUAAGCUGCACCGGUUGCAGAUUGCCUACCCGAGCGCUUCCGAGUGCGAUCUGAUGGAUUAUUUGACGCACGAUUUUGCUCGAGAAGGCUGGCUGCUCAAAACGGGACCAAGAACUACCGACAGCUACAAAAGACGAUGGUUUACGCUUGACGAUCGGAAGCUGAUGUAUCACGACGACCCGCUGGAUGCAAAUCCGAAGGGCGAAAUUUUUCUCGGCAAUCAGUUGGAUGGCUACAGCAUUCGGAUAGGGGCACCGGUCGGGGCAAAGGAUCAGGGUUUUAGUUUUACACUGUUCACACCGGAGCGAACGUACAAUCUAUCGUCGCAUAGCGAACAAGAUCGUGACGAGUGGAUGACGGUUAUUCAGAAGGUGCUCGAACGGCCGCUCAGUCCGCAGGACAGUUCGAUAUCUGCGCGACUUAUACGCAAACGCGGCGGAACGAAUUCGAUAAAUAUUUUCACCGGCAGGUAAUAAUUUUUAAUAUUUCUAUUUAUUUAACUUAUCAUAAGUUCAGGAAAACACGAUGCAUUAUGUAAUAGAAAGUUUUUGCGUCGCUUUAGUACCCCCACAGAAUACAGAAAACAGUUUUGUGUCCAUAUCGGGUAAUCGCCGCAAAUGGCGAAUAAUAGCAUGCAAAAACAAUUAAAACAGUUAAUUUAUAAUCCUAUUUGAAGGACUUUUAGUUUUAAGUGUGUAGUUGGAUUAUAGAAUAUACCUAUCUUCUUUCGGGAAGCGAGAGAAAUUGGAACACUCCUCCAUCCCAAUAGCUGUUAGCAAAUGUAUAAAGUUGGGUUCAGUCACAAGCAUAGGUGCAUAAUGUACGUACGAGGUGGGUUGCAUGAGAAGCUCCCAAAUGCAUUAUUCGCGCGCUACUUGAGUUUUUUCGAUGUUUAAAAAAAAAAUUUUUUUCUAUUUGUUUGCUUGUAAAGCACUGUAUUUUAAAAACUUUCAUAAAGGUUACAGUAAUUGUAGGUAACUUAUUGGCUACGGUACUAGCAUAAAUCGUACUGAAAUGAGGUAGGCGCGUGUAGGAGAAAUAGAUUUUUAACUAUUUUUUGUUGAUGCGUGAAUUUAAAGCUAACCAAUCGUCCGCGGGAAAACACAAAACGCAACAUCGAAAAUCAGCUCACGUGCCGACGGCGUGCUACACUCCAACACUGCCUGUUUUUCUUUGCCAAGUAACAUACAUACCAAUCGCAGGCAGACGGGACAAAUCGGAUCUAUAUAGGAAUAAUUUUUAUACAAAACUUUACACCCUCGUACACAGAGAUAGGAGCAAUAAGUCUGAUUUUUAUUGUGAAUAUGAAAUAAGGAUUAUUUAUUCUUGUUUAAGUACUUUUUACCACCGAACUAAACUAUUUUUGCAUGCGAAACUGAGUCCGGUAUCAGUCUCAGCGAAACCUGGUCGGGACAGUUGGUUAGCUUCUGUUAGGUGUAUGUAUGUUACGUGUCCUCUCCGUGAAAUGAGCGUCAAAUCGAAAUGUUUACUUGGACAGUGCAAUGAGAAUGGCAAUAGGAACAGUGUUGCUAUAAUAGGAAAUUCAGAUAGUAAUGCUGAACUUCUAGCUACGUUUUAUCUUUUGGGGAAAAUUUCCUCGCGGCAAUUUUUGACUGGAUGGGAUGGUAACGAGAUUCCAUACGGAAAAUACUAGAGAAGAGUAGGAAGAUACAUGCUUACAUACUGUUAGUCUAGAAAAUAUUUUAUCCAUGAUUCGGAAUAUUUUCGUUGAAUACUUCAGGGAACUGCGUUUUAAUUUCAGUUACAUUAGCGUCUUCAUCCUAGUUGACCUCCAAGUUGCAGAUGGAUGACAAGGGAACGUUUCAUAGAGCGACCUGAUCCAUAGCAUCUGCUCCUAAAACAUUCAAAGUUAGAGUUGGUUCCCACACGAUAACGACGAUGAAGUAUCGACACUUGUGUGCCGAAAAUGGAUUUCAGCUCAGUUUCGAAACAAUUUCCUCGUUUGCGGUUUUCUCAAACACAUCUACCUACAUAUCGUGCAAACCAAGAUUCGAAAGGUCAUCUUUUGUCAGCGUCGUAGGCAAAAUCUGUGACAAUUGUUGCCAGGGAAUCUAACACUAACUCCUUUCUCGAUGAGCCUUGGACAGAAGCCUGCAUAACAGCUCACGCUCCUGCUAAUAGUAUUGAAAAAAUGAAAAAUGUGUCGUUUUUGGAAAAUUUCAAUCGGAGAUUCGAUGCGCACUGAAAAUAGAUCGGCGACAAUUCUCUCUCUCGGUACUGGAAGGUGUCGAAUUGAAUUAGUUCAUAGCGGCUUUCGUAGCUAGUAGGUAGCCGAAAACGAUCCCACCAUGGUAGCUGUCUCAGAGUGAAUCGUAUAAAUUUGCGUUGGAUACCUUCAAUUCGGUCAAAACCGUUCAUAUAGUGCGGGCUUCAAAUUAUCGAACAUUACUCUGGAUGUGACCGGACUCUAGAGUACAGACUCUUUAGGCAAUAUAUUCCUCCAAGAUCCUUCACAGAACAUUCUCACGGAAUAAGCAAUUCUGAGAGAUUUUAGUCGAAAUUAAUAGAUUCUAUUUUGCAGAACAUUUUACGGGAUUUAGAAUCAUUCGAUUAUCGAUACACUACUCGCCAAAGACAUAGAAUUGUUUGAGUCUUUAAUUCACAUACUUGAAGUAAAGAAAUGAGUGGUCCGAGAUGGGAUGCCAGAUGUAGCUGCAAACAUUACAGAAUGGUUGUUGCCUAUAUUCACGCUGAGUUGACGGUCUAUGAGAUAUUAUAGGUCUGUUCUCUGUGGUAAGAUUUCGUAUGAAAAUAAUUGCGUAAACCCCCCUUUUUAAAUUUGGAACAAAUUGCAACCAGUGUACAACUAGAUUUGCAUUUUUCCUUAUUUCCCGUUCAAUUUUCCAUUCAAUGUAUAAGUCAGGUUUUGAUUUACUAUCACGGCUUAGUGUGAUCUCCAAACAUUUCGUUUCAAAUGAAAAUAUAGCUCAAAUGAAAAUGUAGCAAUUUGUAAUUUCGUUUAUAUUUUAUUUUUUCGAGUGAGGGAAAAGCCCAAUGGAGUGAAUCUUUUUUCAAGGUUCUCCAUCAGGCAUAAAACCUUCUCAUCUUUUGAAAAAAAAAAUCUAAUGAGAUUACAUUGGCCGAGUUUUGCUUUCGAAAUUUUUGCACUCAUUCUGGUUAUACUUCUUGAUAAACGUUUUAUGCUGUCAUGAAAAUACAACCCUCGAGCACAUAUGUGAAUUUAUUAUAUUCAUAAAAUAAAAUCAGGGAAAAAGUUAUGAACAAUCAAAGGCGGAGUGAAAAAUCGGCAAAAAAACCCAGGGCUGGGGUAGGCUGGCCGAGUUUGAUAAAAUAAGUGAAACACAUAAAAUGCAUCAGUGGAAAAAGUUUAUUAGUGAGAAAACAUCAUUUUGCAAUAUGGAGGUACAAAAAAAAAAUCACUGCUUACUUUUUAGUCUUUUUGACCUUUUUAGACUUCUUUCGGUAGUUUUUUUUAACUUUUCCUUCGCUACCCUAAAUCUAUAACUCGGCCAACCAACCCCACACAAAAUUCGGCCAACCUACCCCAAUGCAUAUUUUCGAGAACAAUCGCGAUUUACAAAAACAAAACUAAGGUUCCACUGGAAACUGUCAUAUCAUUUUGUUGGGUUUUGAGUACCCUUUCCAGCGGUACCGAGUUUUUGGAAAUCGGCUGUAUAUUGAUUCGCGUAACACAUACUACUUUACAAAAACAAUAAUUUACUCACCAGCGCCGGAAAAUGAACAAACGUGCUCCUAUACAACCCACAACUCAACAACACCUGAAAUUUAGUCGGUACAUGGUCGACCUAAUACCCCACCAAAACCACUUUAGUUGUCGCUACUGCACGUAAUAGCCUUGUCAUAAAAAGCACUAGGCCAGCCAGCCAUUGUCUCCCCUACCUUCUAAUCUCGCCCAGAGCAGAAACAAAAAAUGCUUCGUUAUACCUAUCAAUAAAAAGCAAGCAAUCAGUUGUACUGCUUUGUUGCUUAUCCACUACACGAGCAGUAUAGUAUAAUGAAAUGAGAAAGCCACAGAAAUGAAAAGUGACUACCAUUGCGACUGACCUCAAACAAACUCGUAUUAGGCCAAACCUGCGCUUGGUGGAGCUAUUUGCCAUAAUGUCACAUAAACACGAAUGUCACAUGAAUCCGAAUGUCAUUAAUCCGAAUACCACAUACAGCCUAAAGACAUUCACCCGAAUUCCAUUCAUUCGAAAAACAUCGAAAUAAAAACAAACUGCAGUAAAGUAAAUUUAUUAAACUGAAAUACAAUUUUUAUAUGAUUUACAUUUAGUAAUUAACACUUAAGCUAUACCUGUUAAAUAGUUUAACCAAUUAUCUGGUUGUAUGAUUUAAUUAGUGUCUCCAAGUUC
Molecule: messenger RNA, 5544 nt
Organism: Topomyia yanbarensis
Lineage: Eukaryota; Metazoa; Arthropoda; Insecta; Diptera; Culicidae
Product: arf-GAP with dual PH domain-containing protein 1-like
Exons: 4
Coding region: 511-1662 (383 amino acids)
Biological process (GO): positive regulation of GTPase activity
Cellular component (GO): intracellular membrane-bounded organelle; plasma membrane
Molecular function (GO): phosphatidylinositol bisphosphate binding; GTPase activator activity
Source: RefSeq, a predicted model, not a curated record